GCCUACCUACUAUCAUUACAAGCCGAAGCAGGGCAUGACCCGUCGUCCCAUCUCGCCAACCGAUUGCUUCACUUCACAUGCGCUUCCCAUUUGUGAACCAACAUUCCAUGACCUCCGGCUGUGAGCCUUGAACGCCGCGAGCCGUGUGCGUUGCUCACUAGGACGCCGCCCCAUCCGCGACCUCGAUCCUAAUCUCGAUCCCGAACCACACUCCGACGGCAACAAUGCGCUUGCCCGCCCCCGCCUCCGCAGCCGGUCUGUGGCCUAUAGAAUACUUACCUGACGUCCAGGUCAAUAUUCCGUCCGCCGACGGAGGCGAUCAUGGCAAUGACGACGAACUCCAAAACUGGUCCUCGCUGAUCGGCAUCAUCACCGCCAUCUGCGGCAACAUCCUAAUAGCUCUCGCGCUCAACGUCCAGCGAUAUGCUCACAUUCGGUUGAAUGAACACCGGGCCGAGGUACGACGGCGUGCAAAGCAGGCGCUCAGGGAGGCUAGGGCCAAGGCGAAUGGGACAAGUUCUGGAAGCGGAGGUAUAUACGGAACUACAGCCCCCGUAUCCGAUGGGAGUCUCUCGAGGAAGGACACUACUCGCCAUCCCAAUAGCGACCUGGCCAUUGAUGCCCACGAAACCGAGCCCUUUUUAACACGGUCCUCCGAUUCCACGGACUCGGGUUGGUCCGAGUCUUCGACUCCCACUGGAGGGGAGGUCAAGGUCGCAACUACAUAUCUGAAGGAUCCAUACUGGUGGCUAGGCCAAGCCUUGAUCACAGUGGGCGAGACGGGCAACUUCCUGGCAUAUGGCUUUGCUCCGGCUUCCGUCGUCAGUCCACUCGGUGUUGUAGCUUUGGUGUCCAACUGCAUCAUUGCGCCCAUCUUUUUCAAAGAGGUCUUCCGUCAGCGAGACUUCUUCGGUGUGCUUAUUGCCGUGGCCGGUGCCGUGGUAGUGGUCUUGAGUGCCGAGUCGCAAGAGACCAAGAUGGGGCCUCAUGAAGUAUGGGAUGCGAUUACGACCAUGGAAUUCGAGAUCUACAUGGGCCUUAGCUGUUCCUUGAUUGUUCUCCUUAUGUGGGCGAGCCCCAGGUACGGCAACCGGACCAUCCUGAUAGAUCUGGGCUUGGUCGGUCUAUUUGGCGGAUAUACUGCCCUCUCUACCAAAGGUGUCUCAUCUAUGCUCUCCUCUACUCUUCUCGGCGCUUUCACGACACCUAUUACAUACGUUCUGGUCUUUGUCUUGCUCUUCACCGCAGUCAUGCAAGUCCACUACGUAAACAAGGCACUCCGGCGUUUCGAUUCUACCCAGGUUAUCCCCGUCCAGUUCGUUCUGUUUACACUAUCUGUAAUCAUUGGCAGUGCCGUCCUCUACCGAGACUUUGAGAGGACAACCAGCAAACAAGCGCUCAAGUUUAUCGGCGGCUGCAUAUUGACUUUCUUCGGCGUAUUCCUCAUCACCAGCGGCAGGCCGCAUCAUGAUGAGGAAGAGGAGGAGGAGGAAGGGCUUCUCUCCGACGCAGAGGGCGUCGACGAAACCAUUGGCCUUGCAGAACACGGCCCAACGCUAGGAGCAGCAGCGGCAGUCGUCGCCGCGACCUCCUCAUCACCACAUACGCCCCGCCAGCCCUCUCACAGACGUAGCGAUUCCGCGAGAUCCCGGCGGUCGUCGCGUGUCAGUUUCAAAGAAGCCGCAGUUAGACCCCUAUCAGCAGUAGAGGAGGCGGAGGAUGCUGGCUAUCCUUCGCGCACUCACACCAGAUCCAAGUCUCGAAACACUCUCGUUGAAGAAUCAGACGACAACGACAACGAAGACGCCCCGUUGCUCGAUAACCCCUGGAGGGCGGCAGUGUCCCAAGGAAGAAAUAGAAGCGAAGAAUACGUCCCCGAAAUCGACGCCCAUUACCAACACCCAAGUAUUGGCCCACACACCAUCUCCUCAGACACCAUCCGCUCCAUCCCCGUCUCCUCCGACGAGGUCGCCACCGAUCUCCUCCUCUCAACCACACCCCGGCCCAACAUCACCAUCACGCGCAACUCCUCCCCAGCUACCGGCUCAGGGACAGGCUCAGCCCGGACACCCCCCUCAGCCUCGCGGCCAGUUACCCCCCGCGCCGUCUCCUCCUCCACCCUAUCACAAUCACACCGCGCCUCCAACGCCCACACCCACCAUUACGGCAGCCAUCACCACCAUAAUGCUGGCGGUAACCCCCCCAUGAUCUCCCCUUCCCCCUUCUCUUCCACCCUCGGCGCCGUGGUAGCGGACAGAUUACUCCCCCACCUCGGCAUGGCGGCCGAAAAUGACUCGCCUACGCAGAGAAGGAUAGCAGGUCGGAGAAGCAGACCGGGAUUGAGAAACAGUUUGUUCGUGCCUGCAGACAAUGAUGAAGGGUACUACGAUCUGGAAAACGGUAGGGGGCGUGGGCAGGGAAGUGCCUGGGCGGCGGUGGGGAGUACGAGUACUUUUGGUCCGUUGUUGGAUCUUACCGGACUAGGCAGUAAAGGUCAAGGUCAAGGUCAUGAGGACCAAGGGAUAAGAGGGCGAGCGAGGAGUUUGAGCGGGACGUUGGCGGAGUUGUUGAGUGGUCGGUUGAGGAUGGGCGGUGGUGGUGGUGGUUCGUCGCAGGUAAGCGCGAACGUUGCCAAUACGAGUAGUAACAACGGGUCAGAUACCACGAUACGGGGGCCCAGUGCUAGUAGUAGGAACAGGAUGGGGAUGAGGAGGAGAGGGACGGAUCCGAACUUUAGGGUUAUUGGGAAUGGGAAUAGGAAUGGGAAUGGAGGAGAGAAUGGGGUAAGGGUAACUGAAGAUGGAGAGGAUGAGGAAGGGCAGGGAAGUCGGUUGGAGACGACGAGGAGUGCUGCUGUAUAAAUAACCUGGGGGGGAAGGGUGGAAAGUUUGAUGUUUCGGUAGCGUAUCUAGAAAGCAUGCGAGCGAGCAUAGCGAGAAAAAGCAAGCAAGCAAGCAAGCAAGCAAGCAGGCAGGCAGGCAGGCGUUCUGUUAUGUAAUAAGCAUGUAGAAGGCGUACAAUAUCAUUGAGCGUUGUCUUGGUUAAUGAAC
Messenger RNA from Neurospora tetraspora, 3050 nucleotides. RefSeq names its product magnesium transporter NIPA-domain-containing protein. The record is from RefSeq and is a predicted model, not a curated record. The transcript has 2 exons. The coding region runs from base 225 to 2861 and encodes 878 amino acids. Gene Ontology annotation, molecular function: magnesium ion transmembrane transporter activity. Gene Ontology annotation, biological process: magnesium ion transport. Gene Ontology annotation, cellular component: membrane. Lineage: Eukaryota; Fungi; Ascomycota; Sordariomycetes; Sordariales; Sordariaceae.